Molecule: messenger RNA, 891 nt
Organism: Sphaerulina musiva SO2202
Lineage: Eukaryota; Fungi; Ascomycota; Dothideomycetes; Mycosphaerellales; Mycosphaerellaceae
Product: putative oligomycin sensitivity conferring protein
Exons: 3
Coding region: 57-749 (230 amino acids)
Biological process (GO): proton motive force-driven mitochondrial ATP synthesis
Cellular component (GO): membrane
Molecular function (GO): proton-transporting ATP synthase activity, rotational mechanism
Source: RefSeq, a predicted model, not a curated record
UUCACUCUCCGGUCCGCACGCAGUCCACUCUCCUCUCCACCACCGAUAUUUGCACCAUGUUCGCCGGCCGUGCCGCAGCACGCUCUGCUCGAGUGGCAGCACCUCGAUUCCAACUCGCCGCACCGACGCGCUCCUUCGCCGAGGCCGCCGCAAAGCCUGCCUCCGCCAGCACCAGGCCUCCUAUCGAUGUCUUCGGCGUCGAUGGCACCUACGCCAGCGCUCUGUACACCGCCGCGGCCAAGAACUCCUCGAUCGAGACCGUGUCCAAGGCAUUGGAGAGCUUGAGUGCUACAUUCAAGAAGGAACCAAAGCUCCAGCAAAUCCUCGCAUCACCCACUCUUACCGUCGAUGAUAAGAAGCAGAUCAUUGCCGAGCUGCAAAAGGGCAUUAGCGUGCAGGACAAGACGAACACUGUUUCCGGCUUCUUGAACACCCUGGCAGAGAACAACCGACUCAGCGUGCUCGAGGGCGUCACAGAGAAAUUCGCGCAGCUGAUGAGCGCCUCCCGUGGCGAGGUCGAGCUCAACAUCACCAGCGCUGCACCAUUGGACAACAAGGUGAUCAAGCAGCUCGAGGCCGCAGUCAGCAAGAGCCAAUACGUAGGAGCGAACAAGAAGGUCAAGGUUGUGGCCAAGGUCAACCCGGAUAUCCGCGGUGGUCUGGUCGUGGAGAUUGGAGACCGCACAAUCGACCUAUCGGUUUCCUCAAAGAUGCACAAGAUGAACAGGUUGCUCCAAGAGACCUUGUAAAUAUAUUGCGGUUCUUUCCCGAGCGCAGCGGCUGUAGACCUUGACUAAAGCAACAGUUUCCUGUGUUGUUCACAAAAUACUUUGAGAAUGCGGCUCACAGACCCCUGUCGCAAUUGAGUGGUGCAAACUUGCGGUACCUGAC